This is a messenger RNA of Antechinus flavipes (yellow-footed antechinus), 4782 nucleotides long. It is a transcript of the gene RAVER2, whose product is annotated as ribonucleoprotein, PTB binding 2. Lineage: Eukaryota; Metazoa; Chordata; Mammalia; Dasyuromorphia; Dasyuridae. Gene Ontology annotation, cellular component: cytosol. The transcript has 12 exons. Gene Ontology annotation, molecular function: mRNA binding. The record is from RefSeq and is a predicted model, not a curated record. Bases 16 to 2070 code for a protein of 684 amino acids.
GGGAGCCGCGGGAACAUGGCGGCGGCCGGGCCGGAGCGCGAGGAGGCGGCGGCGGAGCCCGAGGAGCCGGGGCUGGUCCCCGCGGCGGCUCCGCAGCCCCCGCCCGAGGCCCCCCCAGCGGCCGAGGCGCCGGAGCAGCCCGAGCCCCCGGAACCCCCGGAGCCCCUGGAGCCCCUGGAGGCCGACGAGGUGGCGCGGAGGCUGCAGAGGACCCGACGCGAGCUGGGCAACCGCAGGAAGGUGCUGCUGCGGAACCUGCCGCCCGACACGCACAGCCAGGAGGUUCAUGAUUUGCUGAAAGACUAUGAAUUAAAGUACUGUUAUGUGGACAGGAACAAAAGGACAGCCUUUGUUACCUUAUUGGAUGGGGAGCAAGCCCAAAAUGCCAUCCAGACAUUUCACCAAUAUUCUCUCCGUGGAAAAGAGAUAACCGUGCAGCUCCAGCCCACGGAUGCUUUGCUCUGCGUCACCAACCUGCCCCCUUCUUUUACGAUCGAAGAAUUUGAGGAACUGGUUCGGACAUUUGGCAACAUCGAGAGGUGCUUUUUGGUGUACAAUGAAACCACGGGCCAUUCCAAGGGCUACGGAUUUGUGGAGUACAUGAAAAAAGACUCUGCCGCCAAGGCGAGGUCAGAACUGUUGGGUAAACAAUUAGGAGGAUUCACUCUCUUUGCACAGUGGAUGGAUGUGAAUCAGCUGGCCACCGAUCUCAUUCAUUCUAAGUGCCUAUGCAUCGAUAAACUCCCCAGGGACUUCACGGACUCCCAAGAGCUCUUGCAGAUUUUCUCCGUUAGUCAUAAGCCUGUAUUUGGUCAGUUGGCACAGGAUGAAGGGAACUAUGCAGGCGGGUUUGCAGUGGUUGAAUACGACACUGCAGAACACGCUGAAGAUGUCCAGCAGGUGGCUGACGGGAUGACGAUCAAGGGAAACAAAGUCCAGGUGUCCUUCUGCGCCCCCGGAGCAUCCGGACGAAGUACUUUAGCGGCGCUGAUCGCCGCACAGCGAAUGAUGCGCAAUAAUCGGAAGGGUUUACUUCCAGAGCCAAAUCCAGUUCAGAUCAUGAAGAGUUUAAACAACCCCGCCAUGUUGCAGAUUUUGCUGCAACCACAGUUACAUGGACACGCUGCAGUUCUUGGAGCUCCUCCCAGUUUACCCCAUCUGGUGAACCCCUCCAUCACCCCUGCAUUUUUGCAGCUGAAUAAAAUACACCAGCAGAAUUCAGUUAUGAGCAAUACCUCUCGUUUAUUGCUUCAGAAUCUCUCUUACUUACAACUGGCCCAGCAGCAGCUGAUGAAGAUAGAGAAUAUUCAUACAAACAGCAAACCUGGAUUACUGGGUGAAGCCCCCCCCAUGGUCCUUCAGACGGCACUAGGAGCUGGGGCAGCAUCGUCACUCAAGUCAGAGUUGGGGCCUCGGGGAGAAGAACAUAAAACAGGAGCAGGGAUCUUGCCGUUCCUUACAAAUCAGCAUGUGGCUGGCCAAGGUGGGCCGGGGCCAAGUACUUCUCAGGACAAACCAUCGGCCACAUUGGGAUCGACAGAAGGAACCGUCUCAGGGCCGCAGACUUAUCUUCCAGGGUUUACAAAUCCUGCUGCUGGAGCUCUGGGGACGGGUCAGCCCAGGCCACAAAAUCAGCCCCAAAGCACCGAAGCAAGUUCAGGGACUGUCUCUAAGAAUCAGACUUCGCUUUUGGGGGAACCACCGAAAGAAAUCCGGCUGAGCACCAAUCCAUACUUGAACUUGGCGAGUGUAUUGCCCGGGGUCUGUUUGCCAGCCCCAGUUGCAAGUAAAGCCAUGAGCGCUCUCCCCCAGACUGGAAUCGCAAGCAACAUACUGGACGCCAUCUCUCAGGGAACCUCAUCACAACAUGCAUUGGAAAAUUACAUUAAUUAUUCUCAGCAAUUUGGUGAUUAUUCACAGGUAUCUUCACCUUUAAGAAAUGAAAAACGAGGCUCCUCAUACCUCAUUUCUGCCCCCGAAGGGAGCUCAGUGGAAUUUGUUGACCAACAUUCUCAGGGCACAGGAGGAUAUUAUGCUGAAUCCUACUUAAAGAAGAAGCGCGUCUACUGAGGUUUCCUCCGUCGGUCUUCCCGUCUGCUCCCGCGUAGCUCAUUUCCAGGACCUCUGCUGUUCAUCGCUGCCUUAAAGUCGGCCAGACUAGCCAUCUCCUUGAAAAAAAUGGAUCACCGUUCACAGGAGGAACUUUGAGCGCUUCACAGAUGGCAGAUUUGCCAAAUGAAAAUAAGAAGCAAUAAUUAAAAAAAAAAAAAAAAAGACAUCCAUUGAGACCAUUUCCCGCUAGUAUUAGGUGCAUCCUAAAUAAUGUGUUAAACUUAUCAUAGAUUGCUAAGAUUAACAAUGUUCUUUAUUUUCUGACUGCAAAAAUCAAUUUUCCCAUAAUCAUUUUGAUACCUUCUCUAAUCAUCUAAAGCAAUAAAGAGGAAACCCUUGUUUCCUGAACCUUAGAAAAGUGAGUCUAAUGAUAGGUUGAUUUUCUUUUCUUUUAAUUUACCCUAUCAGCCAAUGUGCAUUCCCAUCCUGUUUCUGCUGCUUAGUUUUCUUUACAGGUGUAAGCUAUCAUGAUGUAGCAGGAAAAAUACUGAAUUUGGAGUCCAAGGAUGGAUUUGAGUUCUGAGUACUUCUUCAUUACUUAUUUAAGCAUACCUAAACUCCCUAGUUUUCUCAUUUAUAAAAUGAAGAGGUUGUACUCACUGCUCUUUAAGAUCCCUUUGUACUCUAAGUCUCUGAUCAUCUGAGCUUUGCCCAGAGUCAUAAAAAAGCAUGUUCUAAGCAGCAGCCGUGACCUUGUUUUGAGAAAGCUUUAUGUGCAAAAAGAAACUCCGGGCAUCCAUUUAGCUCUGCAGCACAAACCCCUUGUGGAGUCCUACAGGUAGUGUGAUUGUUUGGUAGAAGACAGUUAGCUGUUUUACUUUGAAAGUAUGAGAAUUACUUUGCAUUUUAAAAUCACUUUUUAAAAAACUGACAUGUGAAACAGUAAAAAAACAACUAAAUAGACUACAUUCGCUUUUCUUUCUCCAUUGUAAUUGUGAAAAACUCAUUUUAAUAAUGUUGUUACCACUUCUUUGAGCAUGGGUAAUUGAAUACUCUAAAGAUGAAGCUAGCUAAUUUUAAUUUGGUUUUUAAAACCAUACUUUGUGGAAAGGCUUGCGGUGGCCUUUGGUAUUCUGAAGCACCCCUGAAUUUAAAUUGGCCCGUACCUCCUGUCCCUUCAAGUCUUGAUGUUCAUUUGCCACAGACUUGUGAUUGGCAGGAUGGCCAGAGCCACUCAGCCAGCUUCCUGACAGAGAGCAGAAGCAGGAGGCCAUUCGAUCACUAGGCCCACUGUCAUUUUGGGGGCCUUCUCCUUCAUUCUUCCAAAGCAGUCAAGCAAUCAGUAUCUUUUUUUCCUGUUACCCAGUGAGAUAAAGAAGCGCUUCUGCAAACGUCAAAGCACUCUAUAAAUGCGAGUGAUUCUUAUUAUUAUUGUGGAGGACCCUCUUGUGGUACCAGUAUUUAUUACCUCUUUGGUCUUGAGGAUCAAAUGAGACAUUUGUAAAGCGCUUAGCACAGUGCCUGGCACAUAGUAGGCGCUUAAUAAAUGCUUGUUUCCCCCCUCUCCCGUGAGCUUAAAAUUUAAUUUACAAUCUUCAAUAUGAGCCCUAAUCCCUAUAGUACCUGUCACUAAACCUGAAUGAUCCAGGAAGCCCCUGCAAUCCAGAACAUUUCCAGAUGGAUGAGAUACAAAUGCAGUAAUUGAUCAAACAUCAAAGCUUGACUCUCUUAAGGAUCACAAGCUUUUGCAAAAUAGAAGUAAAGGUACCCUUGGCCAUUUGUAAGGUUUAUUAUGUUUCAGACAUGAAGAAGAUUUGCUCUAUUUGAAUUAUGUCAUAUGGUAUUGAUGCUUAAUAAUGCUUUGUGUACUCUGUAUAGAAUUUUAAUUUGCUUAGUUUCCAGCCUCUUCUUUUUGUUCUUUAAUUUGCAUCUGUUUUAAUUCCAGCAUGUAGCCAAGUGCCUUGCACACAGUAGGCACUUAAAAAUGCUUGUUGAUCGAUUUGACAUUUUGAAAAUUAAACUAAUGGGGUAGUUACAUAACUUUCUAAGAUUUUUCCCACUUGCAAAUGAUUUUAUCAAGUGAGGCUGGGACUAGAUUCAUGAUUUCACUGAUAAAGGGAACUGCCAGUGGGGAAUGGCAUAGGAGCAUCUGCUGCAGAUUAAGUAGUCUGCCUAGGAUUACCCGGCAAAGAUGGCGGGGUGGUGAUUGUGAGGGAGGCCUUGAACAUCAGGUGUCCCGACUCGGAGGCCCAUUUGCUCUCAUGCCCACCAUGCUGCCUCCCAUCUGUAGCAAUAUAAUCAUUGAUUAUUCAACAACUUGCUCAUAAUUGAGCUGUGCCCCAUGUUUUCCUUCCCCUUGUUCGUUCCCGCCUUGCAUUGAACGUCUUCAGGGAUCAGUCGCCCUUCUCAAGAUAGACAAAUGGGAAAUUGAAGAAAGAAAACUCGAAACCAGGACUGUUAACAAGCAGUUGCACAGACCAAUCAAAGUUUGGUUGUGAAGGGAUUGAAAUCCUGGCCUAAAACGAAGAGUUGGGGUUCCUGGGAAUUUUCUAUCAGGGCCAUUCCUAUUGCUUGUUACUUCUAUAAUCAAUAACUAGGCCCAUUAUUUGGGGGGGGGGAGAAAGGGGAAAAUCAUGAAAAUUCUGUAUUAUAGUUAUUUUUCUAUGUAAUCAAACUAAAAUGCUCUGUGUUCAUUUAAUUCUUAAUAUUAAAAAGACAUAUGCAUGUCAA